Exophiala oligosperma is the source of this 2998-nucleotide messenger RNA. RefSeq lists its product as uncharacterized. Bases 1 to 2946 code for a protein of 981 amino acids. NCBI's taxonomy places the organism in Eukaryota, Fungi, Ascomycota, Eurotiomycetes, Chaetothyriales, Herpotrichiellaceae. The transcript is spliced from 5 exons. The record is from RefSeq and is a predicted model, not a curated record. Gene Ontology annotation, molecular function: RNA binding; protein binding.
AUGUCUUCUGGCCGUGGCAGAGCAUCUCGCGGCGGCGGCGGCGGCAGCGGUAGAGAUGGCCAGUGGGGUAGGCCAGCUCGGCCAGUUCAACCCAAUCCAUCUCUCGGCCCAAGACCAGGAUCCAGUAAGGCAGCAGAAGAUAUGCGUGUUAGACAGGUGGAAGACGAUACUCAGGCUGCCCUCGAAUCAGUGAAAACAACGAAUGCCUCCACCCUUCCCCUGCGGCCUGGUUAUGGAACGAAAGGAAAACCAACACUCGUGUGGACGAACCAUUUCGAAUUGAAAGGAUUGGUUGAUCUCACGGUGUAUCGUUACGCAGUCGGUGUUGCUCCAGACCGGAACGGACGUACUCCAGGCAAAAUGAAACAGCGACAAAUCAUCCACCUCUUAAUUGAUGAUCAUUUCGUCGACCAGAAGCCCAACAUCGCCACAGAUUUCUUCUCUAACAUGAUCAGCAACAUCCCACUGGAAUUGCAGAACCCUUAUCCAGUGCGGUAUCGAGACGAAGGUGACGAUGUGCAAGACGAUGCCAUGGUGUACCAGGUGUCAGUACAGCCAACGGGAGUCAUGCGAUUCUCGGAUUUGCUGAAUUAUGUCACUUCUACCUCGGCUGCGGCCGUUCUCGAUUCCAAAGAAGAACUCAUACACGUUCUCAAUAUCAUCCUUGGUCACUAUCCCAGGUCAUCGCCGCGGAUUGUCUCUGUCGGAUCAAAAAGGUACUUCAGCCUGGACCGAAAUUCGGGUGCAUUUGCUGCGAGAUCCUUGGGCGCCGGCCUCAAUGCUAUGCGAGGGCUUUUCACCAGUGCUCGUGCCGCCACUGCUCGGAUCCUGAUCAAUGCCCAAAUCUCACACUGCACCUUCUACGAGGCUGGGCCCUUGGAGAAUUUAAUCUUCAACUAUCAGGAGGUCAAUGGUCCUAACAAAGCAAAGCUGGAAGCGUUCUUGAAGAAGGUCACAGUCUACGCAACUCACCUCAAGAAACGCAAGGGCCCAGGUCGACAGGUGUUCCGCAUGAGACAGAUUCAAGCAUUCGCUUCACCUCGUGACGGCGAAGGACAACCUCAUCGACCACAUGUCACCGAAUAUGGAGCGGGUCCAAAGGAUGUCAAGUUCUGGCUAGACAGCGAAAACAGCUAUAUUUCCGUUUUUGACUUCUUCAAGAAGGAAUACAACAUCGUCAUCAAGCACACACAUUUGCCCGUCAUCAAUGUUGGAAAUAGACAGAGACUCGUGUACCUGCCAGCCCAAGUUUGCCAUGUUCGGGAUGGUCAAAGUGCCUCUAUGAAAUUGAGCCCAAUUCAAACCUCGAACAUGAUCGGCUUUGCUGUGAAAACACCUGGGGAAAACCAGGAUUGGACAGCCGCGCGUGGCGCAGGGCUUGUCGGUUUCGCACCUGCAAAUCAGACCCUGGACACAUUUGGUCUCAAGAUCAAUCCAGAACUAAUCUCGGUUCCAGCACGCAUACUUGAUGGGCCCAAAGUCGUGUACACUGGGAAUAAUUCCGUCAAGCCCUCCUUCGCAAGCUGGAAUCUCAGAAAUGUGCGUUUUUCUGCGCCGAUGCCAUUGAAGAGGUGGACAUUUUUGAGGAUAGGAAUAGCAGGUCGGCCUGUCCCGUGGGGAGGCCAAGGCAAGUUCAAACAAGCCAUCGAGCAGUUUAUGUCGAAGAUGGAAGAGCUAGGCAUUACCGUGGAACGCCCGUUUGAUGGGAUAGAAAUCUCCGUGACGCCAGACACCACCCGAGACAAAAUCAGAGGUGCUAUUGAUCAGUUCAUGCACUCCGAGAGGCUACCGCCCCCAAACUUCCUCUUGGUGUGUCUGUCACGGAAAGACACGGCCAUUUACAACCAGGUCAAAUACACUUGCGACGUCCUGGAGGGCGUGCUAAAUAUUUGUGUUGCGGAAAAAUUCUUCAGUGAGAGGAACGAACAGUAUCUUGCUAAUGUGUGCCUCAAGCUCAAUCUCAAGCUAGGCGGUCAUAACCAUUGCCUUGAGGGCAACAAACUCGGUAUCAUCGCAGAUGGCAAAACCAUGCUCGUCGGACUUGAUGUUACCCAUCCAUCGCCAGGAUCGGUCCGGAAUGCUCCGAGCGUCGCCGCCGUGGUGGCCUCUGUUGAUCGCUCACUCAGUCAAUUCCCCGCGGAAUUGCUGAUGUUGCCGUCACGACAAGAAAUGAUCACAGGCUUGAAGGAGUUGGUCAAGACACGCCUCGUGCUGUGGCAGAAGAACAACAGAUCCCUCCCCGACAACAUCCUGGUGUAUCGCGACGGAGUGUCGGAAGGACAAUACAGCCAGGUCCUCGAACAAGAAGUGCCCCUUUUCCGCGAGGCCAGCAAAGAACUAUACCCUGCCGACCGAAUUAAGGAGGGUUUUCCUCGCAUCUGCGUUAUCGUUGUCGGCAAGCGGCAUCACACUCGCUUCUACCCCACAAGAUCCGAGGAUGCCGACCGGAUGAUGAACCCCAAGAACGGCACCGUCGUUGAUCGCGGCGUCACCGAGGCCCGUAACUGGGAUUUCUUCCUGCAAGCCCACGCCGCCAUCAAAGGCACAGCACGUCCGGCGCACUACUACGUCGUGCUCGACGAGAUCUUUCGCAGACCUGCUGGUGGAGGUGGAAGUGGGAACAUGAGACCGCAGUUGGAAAAUCAGGUGCAGAACACCGCGGACACGGUUGAAGAUCUGACUCAUAAUCUCUGCUACAUGUUCGGUCGUGCUACGAAGGCGGUCAGUAUCUGUCCGCCCGCCUACUAUGCCGAUCUCGCUUGUGAGAGAGCUCGGUGUUAUCUGAGCAAGUUUUUCGAUCCGGAUUCUUCGGAGACGAACUCAAUGACAUUGAGCGGCAGCAGCACUUCGGGCGAAGGAAAAGGCAAGGACAAGGAUCCAAUCGAUCCGAGCUGUUCUCAGCUGCGUGUCCACGACAAUAUCAAGAACGCCAUGUUUUACAUUUGAUACACCUCGAAAUGAGAAACAGCGAGUGGCCACGAGUGAUGAUAGAGUGAAG